AAAGGCCAGAGGCGACGAGUGUUAGAGAAGAUACAACAAGUUAGACCGCAACACAAGAUGACACUUUCUUUCCAUCCCGGUACCUCACAGCUCACCCUCCUCUUCUUCACCCUCCUCUGCUCCAUCCCACGGACUGUCUCAUCAUACCCCUUCUCCCCCAGCGCCCUCCUGCCCACGGCGGAUGGACCUGAGCUGGAGUCGGGCCUGAAAGACCCGAGGGACGACUGGCUCGUCCGGCCCGACGCCUGGGCCGAGUGGCCUCAAGACCCCCGGCCAGCCCCGCUGGAGCCUGGGGAGGAGGAGGGCGAUUCCUGGGAAGAGGAGGCGCUGCUCAGGGCCCAGAGAGGAGACCUGAUGGCCCAGCCGCUCUCUCCUUUCCCCGGGGGUCACUCUCUGGAGAGCAUGCACUAUCAGGAGGGAGGAGAGGGGGAGGAAGCAGGGAAGAGGAAUGACGCUCUGACCUCCAUCGCUGGAGGACUCCAAGCUGUGAGCCGGGAGAAAGGAGGAUUCGGUUUCCGCUUUGGGAGGAAAAGAUGGAUGGACGGACGAAGGGACGGGGAGCACAGAGGAGAAUAAGUGGAAAUGAUGAGGGAGGGGUUUCGACGGGAAGGAGUCUGACGGGAGAUAGAGAGGGUGAAGCUGAGAGGAGAUGAGUCAGCGGGUGGCGAUACACUCAGCUGUUUUCUAGGCAGCAAAGAUGGCUUCCAGCAACAGGCAAUACACAGACAUGCAGGAGUAUUUAAAUGAUUUUUAAAAGUGUUGCUUGAAAAGUUGCCCAUUCGAUCACUGCCUUGAAAAUAAGAUGCAGUGCAAUGUGUAGGGCAGGUUGCACUAAAGCUCCAGGAAAAGUUCGAUAGAACAGGAGGACCAAAACAAAACACAGAUAUGAUUUAAUUGCAAAAUCACCAUCAUCUAAACAAAACUAUACAAAAGAAAAUAAGAGUAAUAUACACGGAUAUGGAUUCAACACCGCUACACUGUCUUUGCUUCUGUGACAAAGAAAGCAGUGACUGGAUGUACAGAAAGACAGAAAGAGGACAUGUCCACUCAUCCGAUGUUAAAGCUUCUCUGCAAAAGUGAAUGUAAAUGUUAAUGUAUCUCUGUCAGACACCACCAGUGUAAUAAAUCAUGUACAUAUACUGUAUAUUGGACGUAGGCCUUUGUAAAUGUGUUAAUUUGUUGGCUUGACCAUAAGCAAUGAAUAAAGAGUCGGGAGUUGCAGACUGUAACACGGA
Messenger RNA from Micropterus salmoides (largemouth bass), 1235 nucleotides. Its product is annotated as pyroglutamylated RFamide peptide. The record is from RefSeq and is a predicted model, not a curated record. The transcript is spliced from 2 exons. Gene Ontology annotation, molecular function: orexigenic neuropeptide QRFP receptor binding. The coding region runs from base 58 to 576 and encodes 172 amino acids. Lineage: Eukaryota; Metazoa; Chordata; Actinopteri; Centrarchiformes; Centrarchidae.